Messenger RNA from Homalodisca vitripennis (glassy-winged sharpshooter), 4058 nucleotides. RefSeq names its product tetraspanin-33-like. The transcript has 7 exons. Gene Ontology annotation, cellular component: membrane. The record is from RefSeq and is a predicted model, not a curated record. Bases 268 to 1107 code for a protein of 279 amino acids. NCBI's taxonomy places the organism in Eukaryota, Metazoa, Arthropoda, Insecta, Hemiptera, Cicadellidae. Gene Ontology annotation, biological process: protein localization to plasma membrane; protein maturation.
UGUCAGGACUAGAGUUGUGUUGUAUGCUAAAACAAUGGCGAAUGUGUACAACUAUUCUGUGGACUAUUAUGGUUUAAAAUUAUUAUUCUUUCAUCUUAAUUAAGUAAAAUUCAUAAGACCUGUAUUUAAACAAUAAUUAAUUCUUUUAUUUGAUUUUAUAUCAUUAUAUACUUAACGACUCUUAUAUUUGAUUUGUAUACACAGUCCAUAAGUUACAUUGUGGUCAUUUUUAUCUAGUAUUGCGAUUCUAGUUUCCAGUAAUUGAAAAUGAAUCGGCGACGUACGCCCAAUAAUUUUACUUACGUCAGUCCAUGUGUCAAGUACAUGAUUUUCAUAUUGAAUUUUGCAUUUUGGUUGUUUGGAGGACUCCUAAUUGGCAUAGGCACUUAUGCUUUCCUGGAUAAGUGGCCAGAUUUUACCAAUGGUCUUGUCAAGGUAGAGACAAUAUAUGAUGUCGUUCUCAAUAUUUCACUGGUUCUUAUCAUGGCUGGCGGAGUCGUAUUUAUUGUGAGCUUCUCUGGAUUUGUUGGUGCUCUGCGAGAAAAUACAUGUCUCCUAAAGUUUUACUCACUGUGUUUGCUGAUCCUGUUUCUUCUGGAGAUGGCCAUAGCAAUUAUGGGCUUUGUGUUCCCACACACUCUUCAGUCAAUACUGGAGGAAUCAUUCACAGACAAAAUCAUCCAUACAUACAGAGAUGAUGUGGACCUGCAGAAUUUGAUUGAUUUCGCUCAGCAAGAGUUCCGCUGCUGUGGACUGAGCUCGGAAGGAUACAUGGAUUGGUCUAAGAAUGAAUACUUUAACUGCAGUUCCCCCAGCGUUGAGAAAUGUGGAGUUCCAUUCUCAUGCUGCAUCAAUGCUACUGACAUUUCUAGUGGACUGGUGAAUAUCAUGUGUGGCUAUGGAGUACAAGAGUCUUCCGUAGCGGAAGCCAGCAAGAAGGUAUGGACGAGUGGUUGUAUCGAGGUGGUGCGAUCCUGGGCGGAGAGAAACCUCUACACCAUAGCAGGCAUCGCACUGGGCGUGGCCCUCUCUCAGCUCUUUGUGAUCUAUUUGGGCAAGACACUAGAGGGUCAAAUAGAGCUGCAGAAGUCUCGAUGGAACUCCUGAAAUAUCGUAGCCUACCGCCUGGGCUAGGCCAUGCCAAGGGGGUAGGCUCCCUGCUCUACCUGACACCACUACUGCUACCACCAGCAACUACUGUUACGUCUUCCCUCCAAUAUUAUAGUGAAUUUCUAUGCCAAAAGUUUUUUCAAGGAAAUUAAAAUUAAUGGUUUCAUUGGUUGUCAUUGUAGUGGAUAUUAAUGUUUAAAAAUUUGUUGCAUUAUAUUGCUUUCUGAAUUAUCAAUCAGUUACACUAUGAUGAAAAGUGUUCAAUUAUGCAUACAAAUCUCAGGACAGUUUUUUCAACAGUAGACGAGAUAUAGUUGGUGGAUCAGUGAAGUGGUGUUGUCACGAACAUUAACACCAGACUUGUGACUGAAACAUUGUAAAUAGUACGAGUCUGUGCGGACUGUGCCAGUUGCGUAUUGUGAUACAGAAUCUCAGCAUCCUACUACUCAACUUCAGUCAGUUACUGUAUAGAACCACAAUCUUUAUUACUUGUUUAUUUUACAAUAGUGUGUCUGUGGGGCAACGGAAGAGAAGGGAUGUUCAAAUGUUUUUUUUUUUUUAAUUUUGGCCUUUCUAACCUUAUUUAACAUAUAAAAGGUAACCAAAACAACCGUGUUUUGUUUCCAAAAAAGAAUAUGUUGCUUAAUUAGAGGCAAACUAGAAAAAAAUUAUAAUUUAAAACAAAAGUUGCAUGAUGAGACUGCUUAUCUUGAUGGAUGGGUGGGCAUGUAUGAUGUUAUAGGUCUUCAAUCCAGUCAUACCUCCAUUACACAUCAAGAAAAAUGCAUGCCUCUUCCUCCAAGAUAAACAGCCUACAAUCGUCUCAUCACUGCUGACAUUUCUAAACUGGUUAGGGUUGACUGGUUGGUCUCCUUAUUUCUUAUUGUCCUAAAUCUUUCAUGGUGUUUUCUGGUUUUAGUUGAUCUUUGGCUUUUCGAUAUGAAAAAUGUUCCAAAUUCUUUACUAGUUAAAAUUUAUUCCUCUACCUUCAUCAUAUAUGUUAACAUGAGUAAACAAAGGUAUGAUGUUAACACAGUAAAGAUUUAAAAUUAAAAAAAAACUGAUUCUUGCUAUGUCAGAAAACUGUGUCUUGAGUUUGAAGCUCCAAAUUGUUUUUGUCAGCAGUGAAUAUUUUAAUUAGUGUUAUUUCAAAAUUAUCAUUAUUGUUGCUUACUUCCAUAACAUCGGAAUGAGAAAAAUAAGAAAUUGGAUAAUUUAGAAGUUGUAACAUUUUAAUUUUGCUUUAUUAUAGUUACCUAUCUAUGUUUGGCUUGCACUUCUCUUCUGUUUCAAUUCUAAGAGAUAUAUUUCUAGGAAGUAGAUUUUUUACAUGAUGUGUAAACAAAUGUAUAUAUAUUUACUAACAGUGUUCUCUAGAGCGGAUUGCAUAGUAAAUGCUCGCAGGUGAUUCAGCACAAAACUGUCAAUAGGCUAACAAUUAUUUUAUGCAUUAAUUAUUAUUAUUAUUGUUGUUGUUUAAUCACUUUCUACUUGCAUUUAUUUACCUUUAGUGUUUCAUUAACUUUGCAAUGUUUAUGUAAUAUAAUUACAAAGUGCCAAGAAACCCCACUGUAACCUAAUAUUAGUUUUUACUCAUAGAUUAACAUUCUGUGAAGACAUGAAAAAAACUGUGUUCUUGGUUCUUUGUAAAUAUAAUUAAUUAAUUAAACUCAAUUUACCUAUUCAGUAAUACAUUUUUACUAUCUAAUAGGCACUCUCUUAGCUGUAACAAUUAAUAUUUCAUUAAUAUAUUUAAGUACCUACUUUAUUAUAAUGUCAAGUAAGCUUUAUCUUAUAUUUAUUUGAAUUAAUCUUUAUGCUGAAUAAAGCUUUUUUAUUAUUAUGCUUGCUGUUAGGACACUUGUUUGCAGUUAACUAAAGGUGUGAGUCGAAUUCAUAGCCUUUUAUAAAUUGCAUUAAAGAUUUGAUAAAUUAUUUUAAUAGUAAUUUUCAUUUAAAUACAAAUAAUACAUCUAACAAUAUUUGGGUUGUAAAGGGGAAAAUAACAUUUUAAAAUUUACUCUUAAAAACAUUAAACUGCCAAUAUGAUCUAAGUGACACUUGGUCAGAAAAAGUCAAGAUGUUUCUUGCAGUACCAUAGUUUAAACAUGUUUCACUUCAUUUCCCAGUUAUACCCUAUUUAUAACAAAAAGAGAUGAUUAAUUUAAUCUGAAAUCAAAGAGUACUUUUUUUAUCAUUCUUUACAAAAUUGGUUGUAAAUCAUUCAUUUGUACUAAACACUAAAAUACGUAACACUAAACAUUUAUAGUUUGUACUUUCCUUUAUGCUAAGUGUUUGCCAUAACAUUAUGACAAAAUAUAGUGAUUUUUUGAGAUGCAUUUAUAUUUUUAAGGUUACCAUUAUUCAUGUAAAACUGUCACAAUAUGAAUAAAAUCCAUGACACUUCAAAAUACUCUGAAAGUGCUCUGGCAUCUUUGUAAGUUAUAAUUAACUUAAAUAACAACAGUAGUGUUGAAUUCAAAUGAUGUGUAAAUAAAAAUAUGCUAAUAUUUAUAUUAUUGAAAGAAGUGUUACUUCUGUAAAAUAUUAUUUAGUUACAUUAAAUGUACAAAAACCUACUUUGCGACUUUUUGAAAUAUUUUGAAUGUGGUCAUUAAAAGAUAUUUUGAGCCUAUGAAACUAUUUUUAUGUAUUCCUGAAACUUAACAUUAUUAAUGAAUCUUACAUAAUUCUCAUUAUUUUAAGUUGUUUUGUUUUGAAGAGUUAGUAAAUUGUUUAGUAAGUACAACAUCAAUUUUAAAUAUAUAGUUUAAACAUGGUGUAUUCAUGUAUGUGCUAAAUCUGUGUACAUAAUGUAAUAUUGUAAUGUAAAAUGAUGUCCAGUUAAUUGUAAGAUUGUUUUUAUCAGACAAAAUGACCAAUAUGUGGUAUAUUUACAAUAAAAAUGAUUACUUGCAUAGAAUAAAUAACGUCUAUAUUUUAAUACA